AUGGAUAUCCAAGUUGAAUGCACGUCGUCGAUUGUGGCAGCAUCUACUGGCACUCUCGACACCCCGCCGCCCAUGAUCUGGGCUGCAGGGAAUUCGGCGCCGAGGGGACAUGGGAGUCCCAGCAGUAGUUGCACCAUGGCGAAGGGGCAGCGGAUGCUCUCCUUCCCCUCCUCUCGCCGAGAAAAGUCCUACCAGCGACCGGAAAGUACAACGCACGCCAGCAGCGCAGCCGUGACGGCAGCGGUAGCGACCACAUCCGCGCUUGCUUUGGACAGCGCCCUCUGCGAUAUGGGUGUGACGCAGGGGUGCAGGCAGUACAUCAGCGAUGAAUGCAAGGAAGAGAAGCGACAGUACUUUCUCCAGCAACGGUGCCCGCAGCGCAUGUCGUGGGUGCGCAUCUGCGGCAGCGGACUGUCGGCGAUGGCGUCAUUCGAAGAGUCCGCAGCCAACUCCCUGCGCGCCUCGCGCUCGCUCUUGAAUGUGAUCGCGGCGUCGAGCGGCAGCUGGGGGGAGAAUCCUCGUGACUCACUCGCCACCACCGGGCAUGGCGGUGGGGGUCACAGCACCAGUGGCAGUGACAGCACCGUCCCGCUGCAGGAUGCCAGCCUUAGCAGCAGUGGCAACAGCGUGGGCGUGGACAUCGAGGGUGUCCUGCAGCCCCCGGCGCGCUUCGGACACACUGCCGUCCUUUACAAGGACUCCCAGAUUCUCAUCUUCGGCGGCAAGUCGAGCGAGGAGCACUACUUCAACGAUGUCUACCAAUACGACGCGUCGACGCGGCGCUGGAGCUGCCUACAGGAAGAGUGCACCGACGAGGUCGCAGCGGCGGUAAGCGCUAACGAGCAAGGAAGCGCCAGUCCGUCGUACGCGUCCGCCCCGCCUGCGUCGCCGUUCUUCUCUUCCCCGACCGCGUCACCGCUGGCGUCGAUGCGAUGGGUCGAAGCAGGAUUAGUGGCGGAACCUCCUGCCGAAGCAGCAGCAACAGAUGCACCCUCACCGCACUACCGCAGCGACUCUGCCAACAACAGCGGCAGCGAGGAGAGCAGCGCCACCCGGCGCUGCGCAACCAUCUCGCGUGACUUCACUUCACAUGUCCAGCAGAGCACGGUGGUGGACGGGGCACUGGCGGCCAGGGCAGGCAGCCGCCACGGCAGUGCUUCCCGAGAGUACCACUCGCUCUCGGAGGCAGGGGCGAGACGGCGUCGGCGUCCCGCGGGACGAGUCGGCCACGCCGCUGCGCUGUACCACGAUACGAUGUACAUCCUCAGUGGGGAGCAGCUGGGACGCUACUUUGAUGACAUGUGGGCGCUCGACAUUCCUAGCCUGAGCUGGAACAAGGAGUGCGGACUGCCCUUCUCGCCGCGCAAGGGACACACGAUGCACCUGCUCCCCGCCGACUUCACCGCCACUCGCGCCCGCCAAGACAUGCUGGUCGUGUUCGGCGGCCUCGUGAAGGCGUCGCGUGUGCGGCCGCGCCCUGCGGACCCGGAGCUGCCCACGCUGACCCAAGGCGACCCGGACUUCGCCUGCGCCCCGACAAACGCCGUGCUGCUCUACUACCCGACGCAGCGGCGAUGGUGUCAACUGAAGACGUGCGGCGAACAGCCCUCCGCGCGCUUUUACCACGUCUCCCAGCUCAUCACCGGGACGGCGCUGCUGCUCGUGUUCGGCGGGCGCUCCGCCACUCCGGCGCAGGCGGGCAACGGCACCGCUGCCGCCCCUGAAGGGGCGUUUCUUAACGAUAUGCACAUCCUCGACGUGUCUACCGGAUUUUGGCGCCACAUCCGAGAUGUCACCGGCGAUAUCCCGUCGCCGCGCAUGUGCGCCGCGAGUGUGUUCGUGAACGACACGUUUGGCGUGUUUGCCGGCGGCGGCGACACCUACUGCGAGGAUGCCUUCGAGUUUUCCCUGCAGAGCCGUCGGUGGCGGCGCCUGAAGCCGAACAACCAGCCGGCCUGCUCGCGGCCUACCGUCACCUACACGAAGGACCGCCUCGUCUUCUUUGGUGGCUUUGCCCCGCGGACUGGCGUCAUGAGCUGCACAAUGGAGCUCUGCCUUUCCCCGCUGUCGCUCAAGAACCAGUGCCUGCUGUGGUGGAGCCGAUGCGCCUUCGAGAAGCACAUCCGCUCCUGCACGAAGAGCCGCGCGGCGGAGAUGGAGGAUAAGGCGACUGCGGCAGCCGCGAUGGAGCGCAGCGGGAGCGGCUGGUGCACAGGCUGCGGUGGGCAAGUGACGCUGCAGUGCAGCCCUGCUGCGACAGCUCACAGCAGCCCCAUCGCUACACCGCGAUCGUGGGGCGUCAGCCACGGGUUCCGCCGUCCAGCUCCGUUGCGCGUGCCAAGCUUUGACCAAAGCGGCACGUCAUCCGCGGCAGCCCCCGCAUGGGGUGGCGGGCCGCUAGCGGCACAGUCGUCCGCCCGUGGCGCUCUAACGCUGUCCCCGACACCGUCGUACUCGCCGUCAUCGCCGAUUGUCUUCUCGCCCGUCGCAGGUGGUCCGAAGUCGACGCCGUCGCGUCAGGACGCAGCCGGUAGCAACACGAACCCCACAGGUGGCGGCACAGUCCAUGCGUCGGGUUGUGGUGGAACGGCGACGGCGUUCUGCUCGCCGGCCUCCGUCGCACCGCCGGCACACAACCUUUUUCCCUCUCGCCCUGGCACGGUGAUCAACUCGUCGUGCAGCCCCAGUCAGGCUGGGAGCCCGGCGACUGUUUCCACUGCUGCCUCAGCGGCACAGACACAUCUGUGGCCUCACAUGGGCACCGACAGCGUCGUCUGUGGCGGCGGCGGCAGCAGUAACAACAACAGUACUACAGUGCACACCCGCGGCAACGCCGCACUCGCGGUGGCGGACGCAAAUGUGGUGACAGGGUCCGCUGACGGCACGCGACGGUGCUCGGUCCCGUCCCCCGUCCCCGCCCUCUCCCACUCGGCGGCAAGCGCGUUCUUCUGCUCUGCGCCUUCACCUUCCCAUACGGCAGUCUCGGGCAGGUCGUCGCUUCCACCCCCUGUGACCGCCACGGGCGAGCAGCCCGCGUCGGCGUGCUUCAUCACGAACUGCGCUCGCCACCUUGGCGGCUACGUCGCGGCAUCCUUUCCCCGCCUCACCAGGUGCAGCCCAAAUCAAGCGCCUCCGCCAGCCCACGCCGGAGGGCCCUCACCAGCAGCGGCGGUCGUGAACAGCGGGCGCAGAGGCGGCAGUGGAGGUGCUGGCAGUGGAAGCUGGUGUUUCUCUUCGCAUAUGCGGUCACCGGCCAGUCCGUUGCAAGGGCGCGCGAUUCGCGUGGAUGUUGCGCUUCCUGGUCCCUCGCCGUCCCCACAGCCCCCGUACGACUCCAGCGCUGGAGUCGUCGGGUACCGGCAGUCUUCGCCGUUCGUGCACCGCUCCAACAGUAUCCCCAACGGCGGCGGCUCCGCCUUUGCCAUCCUUCAGCAGCAGCCGCUCACGUCAACGCAGGUCACCGAAUCUACCUCUAGCCGCGCCUCCUCAGCUCACAGUACGCGCUCGGCAUCGAUGAUGUCGGCUGCCCAUCUUCCGAAUACCUACGUGAAGCAUACGAUCCAAAGACUGGAGGGGUUGACCGGGCCAUACCUGCUCCAGGCUCUGGCAGCCAGGUUGAAGCGGCAUGAGGCGGAGGCGAGCACGGCCAAGCGGACACUGUAA
This is a messenger RNA of Leishmania mexicana MHOM/GT/2001/U1103, 3663 nucleotides long. RefSeq lists its product as hypothetical. Gene Ontology annotation, molecular function: protein binding. NCBI's taxonomy places the organism in Eukaryota, Euglenozoa, Kinetoplastea, Trypanosomatida, Trypanosomatidae. The coding region runs from base 1 to 3663 and encodes 1220 amino acids. The transcript has a single exon. The record is from RefSeq and is a predicted model, not a curated record.